CAGGGAAAGCCGACCCGGACUUCAUACUUCUGGUGUUAGAAGGAAGAAUUACAAACAUAAUAACUUUGCUUUGGCUGGGAUUUGGUUUCCUCACGUGGAACAAAACCGACCUGCAGGCUCUGCAGCUGCCAGGGCCACAGGAAUCUGCUCGCCUUCCCCGGAAUCUGGGCAUUCCUCUUGCCCCCAUCUGGGGCUGCUCUGUGCACUGUCACUCAAGGGCAGGCACGCCUCCUCCCAGAGCUAUUUAAAGAGAAGCUGAUGUGCAACUUGCUCCAAAGAAAGACUGGAAAUCCCGAAGCAGAAAGCAGUGCCGUGUGUCAGCGGGCUGAGUGCCCCCCUGCCCUCACUGGGGAUGUCUGGCAGCGCAGGGACGGCUGCUCACACUCUGUUUCUCCUGCUCCUUGCCCCUGACUGGGUCGGAGCUCAGGGCUGCACGUUCCCAUGCCGGUGUUCCUCCCAGCCCCUGCAGUGUCCCGCUGGCACCAGCCACGUAUUGGAUGCCUGUGGCUGCUGCAAGGUGUGUGCCCGGCAGCUGGGCGAGCUGUGCUCCCUGCAGAAGCCCUGCGACCACCACAAGGGGCUUUACUGCGACUUCUCCAACAUCCACAGGGGCAGCGGGGUCUGCUUAGCUCGUGAAGGUGCAACGUGUGACCUGCAGGGCAAGGUGUAUCACAACGGGGAGAGCUUCCAGCCCACCUGCAAGCUGCAGUGUGUCUGCCUGGACGGGGCCAUCGGCUGCAUCCCGCUGUGCUCAGCCGACCUGCGCCUGCCAUCUCCUGACUGCCCUCAGCCACGGAGGGUGAAGGUCCACAACAAGUGCUGUGAGGAGUGGGUCUGUGAGGAGGGAGGCCAGGAGGAACACGUGGAAACCGUCAUGGCAGUUUUCAGGGAGGAUCCUGAGCAGGAGCCGGAGCUGAACAACCUGCAGGAGAACUGCCUGCUGCAGACCACAGAGUGGAGCGCGUGCUCCAAGAGCUGCGGGAUGGGAAUCUCUGCCCGGGUCACCAACAACAACCCCCAGUGCCACCUGCAGAAGGAGACGCGGCUCUGCAUGGUGCGGCCCUGUGACUUCCCCUGGGAGAAAGCCAAGAAGGGGAGGAAAUGUGUGCGCACCCCAAAGCCCCGCCAGCGUCUUCUCUUUGAGUUCUCAGGCUGCACCAGCACCCGCUCCUACAGACCCAAGUUCUGUGGCAGCUGCGUGGACGGGCGCUGCUGCACCCCACACAUCACCAGCACCACUGAGGUGCAGUUCCGCUGCCCUGAAGGCGAUUCCUUCCUGAGGAAGAUGAUGUUCAUCAAGUCGUGCUCCUGCCACUACGACUGCCCCCGGGACAACGACAUCUUCCUGGCCACCUACCAUAGGAGGAUGAUCGGGGACCAUGUCAAAGCAGACAGGCAGUAGUGCCAGACCCAUGGGACAGGGUGACAGAAGGGCUCUGCAGUGUUCUCAUGGCUCUCCCUGCUCUGUGAGGGGCCGCAUUCUUCACCAUGGCACCGUUCGCCUCCUCUGGUCCUGGUGGUCUUGUUAAUACAGUGGAUGAGGGAUCAGCCCCAUCUGCCCCACGCUGCUGGCUGACAGCAGAGGAGCUGGGAGCAGAACUGAGCUGCCACCUUGAGCUGUUCUCCCAUAGACUGGGUGGGAGAGCUGAAUACUACCAGCCUGGCUCCAGAGAGAGCACGGUGGGCACAGCACCCUGUGCCAUUCAGCUGCCCACACCAUGAAGGGUAGCCCAGAGAAUGGGAUGGGGGAAGCCCAGGAGGACGGAACCAGGCUCAUGGGCACACAGCGGGGCUGGAGCUGCAUUUCAGCUCUGUUGAUGGUGGGUCAGGAGCUGCAGGAUCAACCCAGAUCUGCUCUGAGUUGGGCAAUGACAGGGAGCCCUUAGAGCUGGGGUUUCUCCUGCUGGACACUCCAUCUCAUGGCACUGAGGAUCCAGGCAGCCACCCGUGAGCCCACAGCCUGCAGGGCUCUCAGCAGCCUCUUUCAUUUGCUUCCUGCUGAUCUGAGUAGAAACACACAGAGAAAGGCCCGACCUUGUGCCUUCCAUCCCCCCCACCCUCUCUUUAUCCCCACUGCAGCCCAGCAGGAUUAUGGGCCACACUGCAGUGCUGAGCCCUUCUCCUUCCCCACUCCCAUCCCAAAGCAAAUCUGUGGGGCUGAUCCAAACCCACAGCAGCCGUUCUCCCUUUGCAGUCCCUGAUGCAGCCCCCACCUCAGUCCCUUCAUCCUGCUGUGCAUCACCAACACAAGCUGUAAACAACAGACAUGAUGCUUUCUGUAUCCCAGCCCCACUCGGGGCAUUUCCAUGCUGUAAUUCUCCUCUUUGCCCUCCAGCUCCACUCACAUUGUGUAUCCCGCAGCACCAAACUCAGCUCAGGUUGCACUUUACUCCAAUAAACCCCUUUACUUUGUA
This is a messenger RNA of Coturnix japonica (Japanese quail), 2414 nucleotides long. RefSeq names its product CCN family member 2-like. The record is from RefSeq and is a predicted model, not a curated record. Lineage: Eukaryota; Metazoa; Chordata; Aves; Galliformes; Phasianidae. Gene Ontology annotation, biological process: cell adhesion; positive regulation of cell differentiation; signal transduction. Gene Ontology annotation, cellular component: extracellular region; extracellular matrix. Gene Ontology annotation, molecular function: integrin binding; heparin binding.